Molecule: messenger RNA, 1881 nt
Organism: Phascolarctos cinereus (koala)
Lineage: Eukaryota; Metazoa; Chordata; Mammalia; Diprotodontia; Phascolarctidae
Gene: NAGA
Product: alpha-N-acetylgalactosaminidase
Biological process (GO): oligosaccharide metabolic process; glycoside catabolic process
Cellular component (GO): cytoplasm
Molecular function (GO): alpha-galactosidase activity
Source: RefSeq, a predicted model, not a curated record
UUGGUGGGUGGUGGCGGCGGGUCACGUGGGCGCCGGACAGAGAGUGGAGUUCCCCAGCCUCUGGCACCGGCCUUGGAGGGGCAGAGCGAGGCGGGCUUGGCCGAACCUGUCGGGGGAUGCUGGUCGGUCUACACUUGCACCGUCGCAGUCAUGAAGCUGCUGGUGACCGUGCUGGCCCUGGUGGUCCAAGUGUUCUCUCUGGAAAAUGGACUGAUGCGGACACCGCCCAUGGGCUGGCUGGCCUGGGAACGGUACCGCUGUAACAUCGACUGUAAGGAGGACCCUGACAAUUGCAUCAGCGAGCGCCUGUUCAUGGAUGUGGCGGACCGACUGGCGGAGGAUGGCUGGAGGGACCUGGGCUACAACUACAUCAACAUCGAUGACUGCUGGAUGACACCAGAGCGGGACGAGAACGGGCUGCUGGUGGCUGACCCUGAGAGAUUCCCCCACGGCAUCAAGUACCUGGCCGACUAUGUUCACUCCCGGGGCCUGAAGCUGGGCAUCUAUGGAGACAUGGGUAACAGGACCUGCAUGGGUUACCCUGGCACCACGCUGGACAAGGUGGUCCUGGAUGCCCAGACCUUUGCCAGCUGGGAUGUGGACAUGCUGAAGCUGGACAGCUGUUACUCGAACCCCGAGGACCGUGCUCAGGGAUACCCUAGUAUGUCAAAAGCCCUGAAUGCCACAGGCCGCCCCAUCGCCUACUCCUGCAGCUGGCCAGCCUACGACGGGGGUCUCCCUCCUGAGGUGAACUACACCCUCCUGAUGGACAUCUGCAACCUCUGGCGUAAUUACGAUGACAUCCAAGACUCGUGGCAAAGCGUCCUCACCAUCGUGGACUGGUUCACGAAGCACCAGGAAGUGUUGCAGCCCGUGGCGGGCCCCGGCCACUGGAACGACCCAGACAUGCUGCUCAUCGGGAACUACGGGCUGAGCUUCGAGCAGGCCAAGUCGCAGAUGGCCCUCUGGACGAUCUUCGCGGCCCCCCUCUUCAUGUCCACGGACCUUCGCACCAUCUCAGCCCAGAACGCCGACAUUCUGCAGAACAAACUCAUGAUUGAGAUCAACCAGGAUCCCUUGGGUAUCCAAGGACGCAAAAUCCUCAGGACCGAGGACGCCAUCGAGGUGUAUGUGCGCCCGCUGUCCAGGAAGGCCAGCGCCAUCGUCUUCUUCAGCCGCAGGACGGACAUGCCCUACCGCUAUCACACCACGCUCAGGUCCCUCAACUUCACAGACUCGCCGUUGUAUGAGGCCCAGGACGUCUACACAGAAAACGUCGUCAGCGGCCUCACGGUAGACACCAAGUUCACCGUGGUUAUCAACCCAUCAGGCGUCGUCAUGUGGUACCUGUACCCCAUCUCAGGCUUGGAGAACCCCCUGGCCAGUAAGAAGUUCCUCAGGUUGUGAAACCUCAUUGGAUUCCAACUUUCAGCCUCAACUGCCAGGACUCAGGGAAGGGGCCAGUGGGGGUGUGGGUGGGGUCUGUGCUUUCAGCUUGCCUCUGCUGGGCAUCAUCAGGGCUUGGCCCGUCUCCUACCAGCUGGAGCCAGAAUGCCUCAGGAUUCUUGGCGUGCCUAGGAGUGUCCACACUGGCCCUCCCUCCUCUGCUCCCGGCCUGACUCCCUGGACUUGGGGCACCCCCAAGGGCCCAGGCCCAGGCCUAGGCCCCACCUUGCCUACUAAGCUGGGCUGGGCGAUCUUUGGGUCUGAAAGUUGGUCCUUGGGCUUUCAGCAGGAGCUCUGGUGAUUCUGAAGAUUAUCUGCCUCCCUUCUGGGCAGAGAGGGAGGAGUGGAGGGGAGCAAGGGGGACAGAAGGAAAGUUCUCCCAGCUCUGCCCCUGACCGCCCCCUAGACCCUAAUAAAGCUACUCUUUAACGGUAA